AUCGCUUUGAAUAGAUUAGUGGCGAACGGUGAAAUCGAACGAUCAGACGACGUUCGGAGACAAUAUACUCGUGCAAGUUCUUCAAGAGUACUCCUUACAGCAUCACCAUGAUCAAACAAUUAACAAUUUUAUUCUCCGCUAUCGUUCUGGUGCAAUCGCAGAGACCACCCUAUGCCGGAAGUAGCAAGCCUUAUCCUGGAGUUCUUCCACAAUAUUUGGAUGCACAGACAACAACAGCACCUACUACUUCUAGCAGUAAUCAGACUGGGAUCGGAAAUCGAAUCGAUGUGAGCAGCAGCAGUGUCGGUCCAGCCUUAGGAGCCGCACCUCCCAGUGUACCGACGAUUCCUCAGGAUCUGCCAGUGGAUGCUUUGGGAGAUAUCGAGCUGAUAAACAGAAUCAAGACCUGGCCGAGGGAGAAACAGCCUUUCUGGUUCAUCAACUGGCAACAGAUCCAAGAACAUCGUGGCGAUGUGAAUAACAGGGUUCAGCCACCUCAAACUCAACCGAAUACGAGACCGUUUUUCGCGGGUUAGAAUAAAGCAGUGUCCGUGAAAACAGUUCUAUUGAUUCCAAUUCGACGACAUCCACUGCCGUCACUUUUCUGCUAGUCACAUUUUCAUUCGAGAUGUACUUAAAUGACAAUACGUUUGAAAAACACGAGUAGACAAAGGUAUCGUGUAAUGUUUCCUAAAAAUCGUUUACACAUGAAUAUUGCAAAGAAAAAUUGUAAUUAAAGUUUUAAGUUUCGUUACACGAUACGUUUAGUCACUUCGUUGACACAGGAUUUAAUAUCCAAUGAAUCUAAAUAAUUGAAGUACAAAAUUAUACGAAUUUAAUCAGUGUUUAAGAAACAACUGAAAGGUUAUUAUUACAUGUGAGCAGUUUCGCGUUCGAACGGCGUAUCUUUCGUGAACGAAUAAAAAGAUAUUAAUUAAA
Ceratina calcarata is the source of this 939-nucleotide messenger RNA. RefSeq lists its product as uncharacterized. Bases 108 to 536 code for a protein of 142 amino acids. The transcript is spliced from 2 exons. NCBI's taxonomy places the organism in Eukaryota, Metazoa, Arthropoda, Insecta, Hymenoptera, Apidae. The record is from RefSeq and is a predicted model, not a curated record.